AUGGAGCUGCUGAAGAAAUGGCUGGGCCACCCCGAGGACAUCUACAACCUGCUGCGGUUCAAGAUGGGCGGCUACCGCACCGUCAUGCCCAGGGUCGACCCGGACUCGCUGGAAUGUGGGCUCCGCACCUGCUAUCGGUACCUCAACCAGACCAGCCGCAGCUUCGCCGCCGUCAUCCAGGCUCUGGACGGAGAGCUGCGACAUGCCGUCUGUAUAUUCUACCUAGUUCUCCGUGCCCUGGACACUAUAGAGGAUGACAUGACCAUCAGCUUAGAUGUGAAGGUCCCAAUGCUGCACGAGUUUCACUCCUAUCUCUACCAACCAGAGUGGAAGUACAUGGAGAGCAAGGAGAAGGACCGGCAGGUGCUCGAAGACUUCCCAACGAUCUCCAUGGAGUUCAGGAACCUGUCAAAGGUCUACCGGGAUGUGAUCUCAGAUAUUUGCCACAAAAUGGGUGUUGGGAUGGCAGAGUUCUUGGAGAAGAAGGUGGACUCUCAGCGUGAGUGGGAUAGGUAUUGUCACUACGUUGCUGGGCUGGUGGGGAUUGGCCUUUCCCGUCUCUUCUCUGCAUCAGAGCUAGAAGAUGCUAUUGUUGGACAGGACACAGAGCUAGCGAACUCCAUGGGCCUCUUCCUGCAGAAAACCAACAUCAUCCGGGACUAUCUGGAAGACCAGAUGGAGGGGAGGGAGUUCUGGCCCAGAGAGGUUUGGAGCAGAUACGCAAAGAAGCUCUCGGACCUUGCCAAACCAGAGAACAUCGAUAUGGCUGUCCAGUGUCUGAAUGAGCUCAUCACCAACGCCCUCCACCACGUCCCUGAUGUCCUCACGUACUUAUCCCGCCUGAAAAACCAAUCUGUCUUCAACUUCUGUGCUAUCCCCCAGGUGAUGGCUAUUGCCACAUUGGCUGCCUGCUAUAACAACAAGCAAGUGUUCAGGGGUGUAGUGAAGAUACGAAAGGGGCAAGCCGUCAGUCUCAUGAUGGAUGCCACAAACAUACAAGCUGUCAAAGCCAUCAUGUACCAGUAUGUGGAAGAGAUCUACCAGAAGAUCCCAAGCACAGACCCAUCAUCCAACAAGACGCAGCAGAUCAUCACCUCCAUCCGUGCCAUGAGCUUGCCCAGCAGCCCCAUGGCCUCACGCAACCACUAUUCUCCCAUCUACCUGUCGUGUGCCAUGCUCCUGGCCGCGCUGAGCUGGCAGUACCUCAGCACCAUCUCCAAGGCCACCGAGGACUAUGUCCAGGCAGGAGAGAACUGAUGGGCAGAGGCGGGCGGGGGGAAGAGAUGGUCGGACAUGGGCAGCGGAGGUGGGAGGCUCCUCAUCCCUGCUGGUGGGGAUGGCCGGGCAUCGGGGUGCCAUGGGGCCUGGAUGGUGAUAAGGACAGGACAUUGGUGAGCUGUGGCCCCGGGGCAGUGGUGCAGCAUGGCCAGGCUCCGCUCCUCACUGCCCUUGCCGUCUGCUUGGAUGGUUACAAGCACUAAUUGGAGUCCUGCUGUUUGGGGUUGAAGAUUUUUUUUUUCCCUUCUUUGCUGUUGGAUGGUUUUCCUGGAUCCUUUUCUUUUUGGUUAGGAUGGUUUAAAAUACAAACUCCAGUUGCCUCUUCCCUUUCGCUUGAGAUGUGAGACACCCUUUCCAGCUCAGAGGUGAGGAAAACCACUUGCAUUUUGCCACCCUUUCUUUAAGCAGCCUCUUCCCUGUGACCCCUGGUGCCUGCUCCACACUGGAAGGAUGCUGCUUCGGCCAGGAGAGCAACAUGCUUCCUCACCCAGGGAAAAAGCUAUGGCCACCUUCUGGCCCUCAGCCCAGGCUGGUUUACACCCUGCAGCCUGGAAACAGAGGCAAUCUUUACAUUUCUGUUCUUGUGCUGAAGGAGGCUGCUCGACUUGAAACAAGCCCUUUUAAUGUUAAAUACAGAGGAGGGAUGCUCUGUCCACUUUAAUGGGCUCCCAGCUGAAAGCCACAUGUUGCAGCUUCCCUGCCCUCUAGCAGAUGGUACCCUGCACUUGCAAAGCUUCGUGUCUGAGCAUGGGGAGGUGGUUAAAAUGAGAAGGGAGCUGCCUGCAUAGUCCUGAGCUAAUAACCCCAUGCCUGGCUCUACUGCAGGCUCUGGGCUCUGCAGCAUGCUUCAGCCAAAGGGAUGUGAGCAACAUCAUCCCAGCAGUGCUGGGUGCCUGUGCAAGGCAGGAGGGUGAGGGUUUGCACUGUCCUGUCCCUCAUGGGAUGUGUUUUGAGGGCCUUGGUACACUGGCUAGCCUGAAAGGCAGCAGCAGUCCCUGCUAUGGGCUCGGAAGGCUUGAGCCACUGAGACGCCAGGGUGGGUUUACCUGGCCUGCUUGGCUCUGGCUUGGGAUGAUGCUUUGGGUUAGACUGAUGUACAAGCAGUGUUCUGAAACACAUCAGGACAGACUUCCUUUGAGAGGAAACAGCACUUUAAGAGCAAGUGUUUUCCUGGGGUGGAUUUUUAUUAUCAGGGUCCCUACCCAACCCCUGUAAAUGCUGCUUUGCCUUUGUGAAGGGAAGGACAGCCCCUGUCCUGGUGCAGGACAGAGCUCUUUACACAGAGCAGUUUGGUGCCUGUGUAAGGCCAAGCCCCUGUGGCCAGACUGUUACUCAGAAGGAAAACCCCUACUCCACAAAUACUGAUGUAGAUAGUUUUAAGCUGUUGUUGAAAAGAAACUUGUGGUAGCUCUCUUUUGUGCAGCUUCCCAUCUUGUUGGAAUUAAAGUUUACUUUGGGAAAAAA
Messenger RNA from Melopsittacus undulatus (budgerigar), 2742 nucleotides. It is a transcript of the gene FDFT1, whose product is annotated as farnesyl-diphosphate farnesyltransferase 1. NCBI's taxonomy places the organism in Eukaryota, Metazoa, Chordata, Aves, Psittaciformes, Psittaculidae. The record is from RefSeq and is a predicted model, not a curated record. The transcript has 8 exons. Gene Ontology annotation, cellular component: endoplasmic reticulum membrane. Gene Ontology annotation, molecular function: squalene synthase [NAD(P)H] activity. The coding region runs from base 1 to 1257 and encodes 418 amino acids. Gene Ontology annotation, biological process: cholesterol biosynthetic process; farnesyl diphosphate metabolic process.